UUGUCAUUGUAAACACAAACGUAUAGUAAAUAAACAAUCGUUUAUAUAUGUUUUUAAAUUAAGUAAUGUAUGAAUGCAAUCAAUAAUUUCUUAAUAUGAUUAGGUUCGACUAAAUUUAUUUGUGUAACCUGGUCUACAUGGUCGCGUCAAUUUAAACAUGAAGUGCUUACAUUUUAUUGCUUUUACAGCAUUAUUCGCAUGUUUAUCUGCAUCUAGAGUACUUGAAUUAAGUGAUAAAUUUUCCGAAAUUCGUAAAGACGGAGGUUAUUGGUUAGUUAAGUUUUAUGCACCGUGGUGUGGUCACUGCAAAAGACUAGAACCAAUAUGGUUAAAUGUUGCACAAACGCUUUACAGGACCAAUAUAAGGGUAGGAAAGAUUGACUGCACCCGUUUUCCUACUAUUGCAAAUGAAUUUGCUAUUUCUGGUUACCCAACAAUAAAAUUCAUAAAACCUAAUGAUGACAUUACUUAUAAUGGUGAUAAAACAAAAGAAGACAUCAUUAACUUUGCUAUCAGAAUGGCUGGACCUCCAGUACAAGAGGUUACAAGGGCAGAGAGCUUAGCAAACCUUAAAAAUAUGAACCAGUUAUUCUUUAUGUAUGUUGGUUACCAGGAAGGCCCCUUGUGGGAUGCAUUUUUUGAAGUAGCCUCAAAAAUGCAACAACAUGCCUUCUUUUACACAGCAAGUAAUGAAAUUGCUAAACAACAUGUUGACAUUGAAGAAUUGCCAGCUGUAUUCGUACAUAAGGAAAAUGUGCAUUUUUUUAAUCCAAUUGAACAUGGAAAUGGACUGCAGGAAGCUAACCACUUAAAUAAAACAAUGUUCAAAUGGAUAAACGAAGAAAGAUUUGAAAUAUUCCCGAAGGUUACCAGAGGGAACAUACAUCAGUUAAUUGAAACCAAGAAAUAUCUAGUUUUGGCAGUUGUAGAAGAAAAUGUUUUACAUGAACUGUCUGCUGAAAUGUUAGAAUUUAGGAACAUGGUAGAGAGUCUGAUCAGGAAGAAAAAGGAUAAGUACCAUAAAAACUUUCAGUUUGGUUGGAUAGGAAGUCCAGCAUUGGCAAACACAAUUGCAAUGCAAGUUUUGCCUUUACCCCAUUUAAUAGUGUUAAACUCAACAACCAAUCAUCAUCAUAUUCCAGAAGAUGAUCCCACUGAACUGACUGUUGAAGCAAUAGACAUUUUUUUGGAGCGAAUAUACAACCAAACAAUUCCUGCGUAUGGUGGGAAUGGAUUUUUGGUUAAUUUGUACAGAACAUAUUUUGAAGCCAGCACUGCUAUCAUCAACAUGUGGACCGGUAAUCCCGUAUUAACAACUGUACUAUUUGGAUUACCCAUGGGUUUUCUGUCACUCAUAAUGUACUCCAUAUGUUGCGCAGAUAUAUUGGAUGCUGAGGAGGAAGAUGAUGAAGAUCAACACGAAAAAAGGGAUUAAACUUUAGAAACGACGGUUCUAGUCAAAUCAAAGUACUUGCAUUGUAUAAUGCUUUUAAAUGAUACUAUUAUUAGUUAUAGACACACCUGUACAGGAUAGCUUUUCAAAUUAGAUAAUUAAAAGAUUUUUCAUUUUAAUUAAUUUUAAUUGCUACUCUGUACCCAUAUGUUAAAUAUUUUUAAAGGAACUAGUCCGUAAAUUAUUUUAUGUUCCUAAUAAAUUUAAAUGUGCAGUAUUUUAAAUGUACGUCUGUCAGUGUAUUCUUGGUCAAAAGUAUUGAAUAGCGUUAAAAUUAUUUGGAAACAAUUUAUAUAUCUUUAACAACUAGUAGAAACAAUUUUUUUAAUUUAAAUAUUUCAAAAUUUAAACUAAAUAUUUUAUAAAAUUUAUUUUUAAUGAACUCUUUAAGUUUGAUUGAAACACUAGAAAUUUCAAACUAUUGUUGUGAAUUAUAGCAAAAAUAGUAUCAAAUAUACAGUUUAUAUUUUGUGAUAGUUAUAUUUAAUAUUUUUGACUGUUCAGUAUUUGUAUUUUUUGUAAAAUAUAAACCUAGCAAAUCAGUUAUUAAUUGUGUGUGACUGUAUUAGAUUACAAUAAUGUAUUAUUUGGGUGUUUUAUCUAUGUGAUUUUAAUUAAAAUAUUUAAUUAUUGCUCUACAAGGAUUGAGUCAAAUCAAAAUUCAAAGGACUGUGGUACUAUUUAGAAAAUUGUGAGUUACAAAGCAAAUCUUCUAUUAACAUUAAUUAACAUUACCAAUAGACAAUUUCUAAAAAUAUUCUGAUACGUUUAUCUGUCAUAUUUUAUGUAAAAUUAUACAGUUGGAUAAGUAGAUAUCAGCAUAUUAAAUCUAGCAAUAUCUCAAAAACUUUGUCUGUGAUUUUUCAUUAUUUGUUUGAAACAAUUAAAUAUAUUACUAAUUAACACAUAAAACCAAAAACAUUCAUAAUUCUUGAAGACUAUUUUUAGAAAUUUAUUAUAUCAUUUCGUAUGAUGAUUUGUAUGUGCCAGUAAUUUAAAGUUUCUAAACAAAGGAUUUGUUGGAGUAAUUUAACUUAAUUAGUUCCAAUUGAUUGUAUUGUCACAACAAUCCUAGUGUUAAAUCCUUAUCACUUUAAAAUAAACAGAGUUUAACCAUUAGACAUCAAAUUUAUGCAAUGUUUUUUGACUUAUUUAUUAUGUUUUAUAUGUUAAUGAUUAAUUUUAAAAUUACAAAUUUAUACCAAAGAACGAAAGAAAGGAAGAACUUGACGAAUUAUUUUUGACUUACUUAGUUACUUUUAACCCAAUGUAGUUUCGUAAAUUGUUCUCUUUGUUUAUAAUUAUAAUGCCACGUUACUAGCCUUGUGAGCCGACAUUUACAUAUUAAGAUGUAAAUAGUUCAUAUACGGGUAAUUUUUUCUUUGAUAAGUAUUUCAAAAUUGAUAUACAGUACCAUUGUAAAGUAAUUGUGAAUAUAUAUGUUUUGCUAAUUUGUCUUUGUUUAAAAUAAAGUGAUUAUUAAUA
This is a messenger RNA of Aethina tumida (small hive beetle), 2938 nucleotides long. RefSeq names its product protein disulfide-isomerase TMX3 (gene Tmx3). The transcript has 6 exons. Gene Ontology annotation, biological process: peptidyl-cysteine oxidation. NCBI's taxonomy places the organism in Eukaryota, Metazoa, Arthropoda, Insecta, Coleoptera, Nitidulidae. The record is from RefSeq and is a predicted model, not a curated record. Bases 158 to 1435 code for a protein of 425 amino acids. Gene Ontology annotation, molecular function: protein disulfide isomerase activity. Gene Ontology annotation, cellular component: endoplasmic reticulum.